GACAUCGUUCCAAGACCGAAGUUGUUUUGUUCGGAUCGUUUUCUCGGAAAACAUCUCGUAACCUCACACCUCACAAAAGUCUAUGAAACCUUAACCCUCUCUCUCUCGAUCUCUCGAUAUAUGCAAUCAUCUUUUGGAUUAUAUAGAUUGAAUUUCUACGUACAUACGAGGAAGAGGAUUGCAGCUCGAUGAAUACGUCGCAGUUCAUGGACAAGCAGAUCAUGGAUCUAUCGAAUUCGAAUUUGCAGAGCAAUAAUAACAACGACUUCAUCGAUCUUAUGAACCCUCAAGAGGACCACCACGUCGGUGGUGGUGGUAGUAGUUAUGGUAAGAAAGAGGAGAUCGUUCCGAAUUACGAUUUCCAGCCAAUUCUCCCAAUCGGAUCAUCGUCCCAGCCUUCCAAUGCUGAUUCGAGCAAUGUUAGUGGAACUAGGGCUUGGAAUUCGGCUGAUUCCAAAACCAACACGACUGGCAUCAGAAAUUAUGGCUCUGUUGACUCUUUUGAACCUGCAAAAGUCCUUUCGGAGAAGGAUCGUGGCAUCAUUGACGAUGCUUUGGUGUCUGAGAUUGAUCGGAUAAUGAAGAGACAUGCUGAUAAUCUGCUACAUGCAUUGGAAGGUGUCAGUGCACGACUAUCACAGCUAGAGAGCAGAACUCGCCAUCUUGAAAAUUCUGUGGAUGACUUGAAGGUAUCUGUUGGAAACAAUCAUGGAAGCACUGACGGGAAAAUGAGGCAGCUGGAGAAUAUUCUUAGAGAGGUACAAACUGGUGUACAAGUCAUAAGGGAUAAGCAAGAAAUAAUGGAUGCUCAGCUGCAGCUUGUAAAGCUGCAGGCUGUGAAUGUAGAGCAGCAAACAGAAACCCUGAACAAUAUGCACAUGGAUUCUGUGCAGCAGACAGCAUCUGCUCCUCAGCAACAACACUUUCCUCCUGUAGCUCAUACACAGCCACCUCCUACUCUUCCACUGCCUAAUGCUCCUCCACCUCCCCCACUACAGAAUCUGCCAUCUCAGGUUCAGCUUCCGAGCCAAUUCGCGCACAACCAAAUACCUUCUGUCCCACAACGAGAGUCUUACUUCCCACCUCCUGGUCCAACGCCAGAAGCUCAAAAUCAGCCAUACCAAAUGCCUCCACAGCAGCUUCAGCCCUCUCCCCCAGCACCACCACCGCAACAAUAUCAGCCGGUACCUCACCAACAGUAUUCUCAGCCACCUCCGCCUCCUCCACAACACCCCUCUCUGUCAGCUGUUAAUCCCCCUCCCCCCCAAAUUCGACCUCCAUUAGGCCAUCAUCCUGAAGAACCGCAAUAUAUACCGCCUCAGAAUUAUCCACCUGGCAUGCACCAACCUCCUCCUCAUCCAUCCAGUGGAGUCCCUCCCUCACCACCGUUUUAUGGGACUCCAUCACACAUGUAUGAGCCACCAUCUAGCAGGCCCGGUCCAGGAUUUUCUGGUACAUAUAGCUCAUCAUCCGGGUCUGGUGAACCAUUUCCUUACAGUGGACCAGCUUCUCAGUAUGGCAGUGGCUCCCCUGUGAAAGCACAGCAACUGUCCUCUAAUGCAGUGGGCCAGAGUGGUGGAAGCAGCUACCCUCAACUCCCCACUGCUCGGAUAUUACCACAUGCACUGCCUACUGCUUCUGGGGUUGGUGGUGGGUCUGGUUCUACUGGCUCGGGAAACAGGGUUCCUAUCGAUGAUGUGGUCGACAAAGUGACCCAUAUGGGAUUCUCAAGAGAUCAGGUGAGAGCCGCAGUUAGAAAGUUGACGGAGAAUGGACAGUCAGUCGAUUUGAAUGUGGUACUGGACAAGUUGAUGAAUGAUGGGGAAGGCCAGCCCCAGAGAGGUUGGCUUGGUCGGUAAUAUGUUUCUUCUUAACGUGCUUUGUAUAGAAGGGGGAUCACUCGUCUCUGCAUCAACUUUGCUGAAAGGAAACAUUUGCUUGGAUAUUGCGAGUGUUCGUGUUUAAUAAUUUUAAUCUUUCAUGACUUAUAAUUUCUGAAAGACUCUAGUUCUUUACCUGUUCAGUUGUGGUUUGUGGCUCCUUUUUUCCUUCGGUUUCUUUUUCACCUUGCAUUGUAAACAAUAUUUGGAAGCGAACAGUCUAUUUUCUUCAACAUUGGUCGCCUCGAGGCUUUGAUUUGUUAUUGCAUCCACUCUAUUUGAAUCGAGUUCAGCUGCGUGGGAGUUUUAUGUGGUUCAUCGUUUGGCUGGUUCGAUGCAGUACCCAACUGAUGACAAUCCUCUCUCUUUCAAAGGACCUAUGUGACUUUUAAUACGAGUGACAAUCUUUGUCUGUAUCUUAUGUAGUUAAACAGUUGACUCUCCAAUGA
Messenger RNA from Ilex paraguariensis (yerba mate), 2329 nucleotides. The record is from the annotation of a GenBank genome assembly. Lineage: Eukaryota; Viridiplantae; Streptophyta; Magnoliopsida; Aquifoliales; Aquifoliaceae.